Dendronephthya gigantea is the source of this 737-nucleotide messenger RNA. RefSeq lists its product as uncharacterized. The transcript has 5 exons. The record is from RefSeq and is a predicted model, not a curated record. Bases 22 to 729 code for a protein of 235 amino acids. NCBI's taxonomy places the organism in Eukaryota, Metazoa, Cnidaria, Anthozoa, Malacalcyonacea, Nephtheidae.
UUUCGCGCAAAGUUUUUCAACAUGGCAAUGUCAAGAAGUACCGCUGUUGGCUCGAUAGUCACUGGUUGUAUAUUGCUGGGUUUUGCUCUCAUCACAGUGAUCUGUGGCGCAAUUUUAGCGAGCAAGUUGUCUGGUCCUGUAGCCGCCUCAGCCGGUCUGUGGUCUGUUUAUUACGCUGUUCCAGGGAUACUCACUAUUGUAGCAGGAGCAACUAAAAACGGUGUUGUGAUGGGCUUCGCCUUGUUCUUCAAUAUCCUCGCAGUGAUUGUUUCUCUGGGCGGUUCGAUAACACUGGUCAUUUUUACUGUUCUGUUAAAUGAAGUCCUCAAUUACAAUAACUGUUCAACUGCUGGGAAUACCUGCACUUGUAUAUACAAUAAAAGUCCUGGUGAGACAGACAGUGAAUCGUGGAAUAUGAAAUGCGAUGAUCUUGAUACGGUUCAUGCCAUAAUCAUCGUUUGUCUUGUUGUAUUCAUCAUUCUUACUAUCACCAGCUUAACCGCAUCAAUUUUCGGUUGCCUGGGAACCUGCUGUGCUCCUGUGGAUCCAAUUGUUGUUGUCACAGCUGGCGCUCCAAUGCAACCCACGGGCGCUACAGUUGUUGUUGCCAGCAACCAAUCGUCAUCUUCCCAACAUGGUUACCCAGGAGGAAUUCCGCCUGCUUAUGGCUACGGCCAACCUCAAGCAUACGGGGACAAGAGCGGACUUGUUAAUAACAUGGCUAUUUGAAUCUGCUG